AUUUAUCCAAUCAGAAAGAGGUCUUGCUUAACAUCGCGUGUCGAUUGGCUGUCAGCUUGGCGCCUUGUCCCCGCCCCCAACUGUCAGGCACUGCGCUGGUCAAACCGUUUGACGGCUGGUGCGUUGAGCUCUUACACUUUUAACUUUGUAUUAAAUCAUUGGACACACUCCAACCGUCCACAAUUUCAUUUCAUGUACAUGGCGCGCGCCUAUGUACACUCGUCGAUUUUCUCCACUUUCCCUUUUCGCUAUGAAGCACAAUUAUGGCAAGGAGUAGCAAGUCAGCAACAACAGCGAGGACCCUGGAGGAUUUGACUCUAGACUCGGGUUAUGGUGGAGCCGCCGACUCCUUCAGGUCUUCCAGUGCGUCCCUGUGCUGCUCGGAGGUACAUGGGCGGAACUGCUGGCAACUAACGGACUCCAUGCACAGUCGAAAUAACAGCCUGGACACUGUCAACACGGUCCUGGUCGAAGACGCCGAGAUCCUGGAGUGCACCGGCCAGUGCGCUAAACUACCCGAGCUUGAGGAUGUGCCGUGGAGCCUCGGGGAGGUGGCGAGAGCCCUGCAGAGGGACGAGGGAAUGAGCGUGCCGAGCCCACCGCAGGACGUCCUGCUCCGACUCUCGGCGCUGGCCAGCCGGGCCCUCGUGAGGGUCGCCAAGGAGGCGCAGCGCUUGAGUUUGCGCUACGCCAAAUGCACCAAAUACGAGAUCCAAAGUGCCAUAAAGAUGGUUCUGUCGUGGGUCGUCUCCACGAACUGCAUCGGCGCCGCCCUCAGCGCCUUGUCCUUGUACAACAUGAGUACGGAGGAGGACAAGUUCGGCCGCGGCAAGUCCGUGCGCUGCGGGCUAGUCUUUAACGUGGGGAAAUUCUUCAGGUGGAUGGUCGAUAGCAGGCUCGCGGUCAGGAUCCACGAACACGCUGCCAUAUAUCUGGCGGCGUGCAUGGAGAGCCUCUUCCGCGAGAUACACGAGCGAGUGCUCCGCAGUGCUCUGUUGGAGCGGGACAACAGUAUGCCCAAGUUGAGCGUGGAGAGCCUGGAGCAGGCCGUCGGCAGUGAUGCUGAGCUUUGGGGGUCAUUGCAGCACUGGCAACACCUCAUCUGUGGGAAAAAUGCGUGUGGUGUGCUUAGUCUACCCGAGGGUCUGACUCUGCAGCAGCAGCGAACAGGAAAGAAUGGCGAGGGAAACGCCUACAGCCAGUCUGAACUGCGCUCUGUUGAACAGUGCUUACUGGCCACACGAGUGGGCAGCAUCUCUGAACUCAGUGACAUGGUGUCACGAGCUAUGCACUACCUCCAGCCACUGUACACCAAGAACCACAACAACGGGACACCCAUCCAUCAGAAGAGCGCAGUGAUACACUGGGCCCCCGAGGCGAUCUACACAUUGUGUUACUUCAUGCACUGCCCCCAGAUGGAGUGGGAGAACCCGAACGUGGAGCCAUCAAAAGUUUCCUUACAAACUGAGAGGCCGUUCAUGCUGCUACCGCCUCUGAUGGAGUGGGUGCGUGUGGCUGUUGUUCACACUGAGCACAGACGGAGCUUCUCUGUGGACAGCGAUGAUGUUCGGCAGGCUGCCAGGCUGCUGCUGCCAGGAGUGGACUGCGAGCCCCGCCAGCUCCGAACGGAUGACUGCUUCAGCACCUCAAGGAAACUGGAUGCUGCCUCAACCGAGGCAAAGCUCCUGCAAAACUUGGGCUUCCAUAUGCUCAGCUGUGGACGCACAGACUUGGUGAAACAGGCUGUCAACCUGCUGGGGCCGGAUGGUAUCAACAGCAUGAGUGAGCAGGGGAUGACCCCACUCAUGUAUGCUUGUGUCCGUGGAGACGAGGCCAUGGUGCAGAUGCUGCUGGAUGCUGGAGCAAAUAUUAACAGUGAGGUGCCAAACUCAGUGCACAGGCACCACUCAGUCUUUCCCGAAACGCGCCAGGCGACGCCCCUCACUUUUGCUGUGUCACAUGGACAUGUGCCUGUGGUGCAGCUGCUUCUGGAUGCCAAAGCCAACAUGGAAGGCUCCCUGCAGGAUGGGAUGGAGAACUACACUGAGACCCCGCUGCAGCUGGCUGCUGCUGCAGGUAACUUUGAGCUGGUGAGCCUGCUGUUGGAGCGGGGGGCCGACCCCAUGUUGGGAACCAUGUCCCGCAAUGGCAUCUCUACUGCGCCGCAGGGAGAUAUGAACUCCUACAGCCUGGCAGCAGCGCACGGACACAGAAAUGUCUUUCGGAAGCUGCUGUCACACACACAGAAAGGUAAAGGAGAUGUCUUAUCCCUAGAAGAGAUUCUGGCAGAAGGGUCAGAGCUGGAGGGAAGAAGUUCAUCUGAGACAGACCUAAUGCGAACAGGGAAGGCCAAACUGAAAGCCCUGAAAGAAGCCAUGUAUCACAGUUCAGAACAUGGACAUGUAGACAUCACCAUAGACAUACGGAGCCUUGGGGUGCCAUGGACUUUGCACACAUGGCUGGAAUCUUUGCGCACAUGUUUCUCCCAGCACCGCCGGCCACUGAUCCAGGGCCUUCUCAAAGAAUUCAUCUGCAUCGAGGAAGAUGAGUACACUGAGGAGCUCAUCACACACGGCCUGCCGCUCAUGUUCCAGAUACUCAGAGCCAGCAAGAAUGAAGUGAUCAGCCAACAGCUGUCAGCCAUCUUUACCCAGUGCUAUGGACCCUACCCCAUUCCCAAACUUGCAGAGAUAAAACGCAAGCAAUCAUCACGCCUCGAUCCCCACUUCCUGAACAAUAAAGAGAUGUCGGAUGUGACAUUUUUGGUGGAGGGGAAGCCUUUUUAUGCCCACAAAGUCCUGCUCUUCACAGCCUCCAAUAGGUUCAAAACUCUGCUUGCAAAUCGACCUUGUGGUGAAAACACCUGCAUUGAAAUAAGCCAUGUGAAAUACCACAUUUUUCAGCUUGUGAUGCAGUAUCUCUACUGCGGAGGAGCAGAUGCUCUGCACAUUAGGAACCCUGAUGUUAUGGAGCUUUUGUCUGCAUCGAAAUUCUUCCAGUUGGAAGCGCUGCAGAGGCAUUGUGAGAUUAUCUGCACGAAGAACAUAAACACAGAUACUUGCGUGGAGCUCUACAACCACACGAAGUUUCUAGAUGCACCAGACCUAGCAUCCUACAUCGAGGGCUAUUUCCUAAAGAACAUGGUCAUGUUAAUAGAGCUGGAGCCAUUUAAACAGCUCCUGUAUGAUGCACCUCCAGAUAGUCCCAGCUAUAACAUCCUUCAGAACUUGGAGAAAACGUUGGCUGUUCGCAUCCAGUCCAUUCACUUGUCCUCAUCCAAGGGGUCCAUCGUUUGAACUAGUCAACUUAUAAAAAUCAUCGCAGGCUUGGAACACGAGUGAUAUUGCAAUAAAAAAAAUAUAUAUAUAUAUAUAUAUAUACGCUCCAGCACCCCCGCGACCCUUGUGAGAGUAAAGCGGAUUGGAAAAUGGAUGGAUGGAUAUAAAUAAAUGCCUGGGCUGCCAUGUUGCCAUGUUAUAGCCCGUUCUGGUGUAGGCUGUCUCUCCAUGACAGUCAUACAAUAGCUUUUCCCACUCAUCUCAUCACGAUGCAGUGUUUGUUUCAUGAUGAGUUAUGGACACUGACAGGAAGGACGUGGCGUCAUCUCUUGAGACAUUUACGAGGGUUUUUGUAAAUAAAUAUACAGCACCACUGAUGAUCCUUCCCAUGCUGCAAGGACACGUUGCUGGUGUCUUCCUUUGUGAUUACUUGCUCACUCGUCUGUGGCAAAGAAUACAUUUGUAUUGUCAGUCCUGAUGAUUACUCUUUCAGGCCAAAAAAACGGACCUGUAAGAUUAGAGUGGCAUCCGUCAUGUUUUAUGUGGAAAUCAGAACUUGAAUUUCCUUUACUCUGUAAAUAUUGUUGAUAAAAGCAGAUUGAUCCGUAACGUAAGUCACUGGAUAUAUCCAAUUUCUCAUGUCUCACUGUUGAAAAAUGCUGUGAAAGAAAAACGAUCUAUGUUUAAAUGUUGCAUGUCUAAGGGAACGCGUUGGAGGACGAAGGUUGUUGCUUCGUCGAAGAGUGGAUGGUGAGUGAGAAUUGAUUUGUCAUCAGCACGGGUCACUAAAUGUCUAAAACUCUUAACGCUGUUGUCAUUCUUGUUGAGAGGCUCAAGGUGUGUUUAGUCAUGAAACGGAGAAGCUGUUAGCCGUCAUCAGGAAUUGUGAAACUACAUGCCAUGUAUGUGUGUGUGUGACUUGUUAUCUUUCCUCCAUAAAGAGUAUUGAUAAUGUGCAA
This is a messenger RNA of Hippocampus zosterae (dwarf seahorse), 4237 nucleotides long. It is a transcript of the gene abtb3b, whose product is annotated as BTB (POZ) domain containing 11b. The record is from RefSeq and is a predicted model, not a curated record. The transcript has 17 exons. Gene Ontology annotation, molecular function: protein heterodimerization activity. The coding region runs from base 264 to 3296 and encodes 1010 amino acids. Lineage: Eukaryota; Metazoa; Chordata; Actinopteri; Syngnathiformes; Syngnathidae.